UACUAAUAGCCAGCAUUGAAUCUCUGCUGUUACAAGAGGAAGAGCCAUUGCAACUAAUUACUAAGUGGGGACAAUGACCGAGCCCAGCAGCCGAAAAGAGGGAUUUAAAAAAUGCAGGAGUGCCACUUUCAGCAUUGACGGCUUUAGCUUUACCAUAGUUGCAAAUGAAGCUGGUGACAAAAAUGCAAGACCUCUGGCACGAUUUGCAAGGUCAAAAUCUCAGAACAGCCUAUGGAAUAGCAUUAUUAGUGGACUGAAUCUCAAGGAAAAACAGAAGCCAACGAUAGCCACUGAUCCUCGCAGCCCUGAAGAGAUUUUAGCUGAUGAAUUGCCACAGAUCGAAAGCCCAGAUGCAAUUCCGAAAGCAUCAAUCAGGUUUGAUGCAUACCGCACUUGUGUAUAUUUGCUUAUUGUGUAA
Messenger RNA from Bufo bufo (common toad), 418 nucleotides. RefSeq names its product calcium/calmodulin-dependent 3',5'-cyclic nucleotide phosphodiesterase 1C-like. Lineage: Eukaryota; Metazoa; Chordata; Amphibia; Anura; Bufonidae. The transcript is spliced from 3 exons. The record is from RefSeq and is a predicted model, not a curated record. The coding region runs from base 74 to 418 and encodes 114 amino acids.